AUGUCUGAUAAUGAUAAAACCAUCGGUCCUUUGCCGACCGGAAGUGCCGGCGAGGUCGAUUAUAAUGAUCAAGACGAAUCUAGAGACGAUACAGUUGGUCCUUUACCAUCUGAAAUGAUGCAGUCUCAGGAAGAUGUUAGUGAAGACGGUGAUUCUGUACCAGUUCCUAAAAAGAAACGUAAAGUCCUUAAAGAUGAAGCAAUUUACCUACGUAAUAUCCCAGUAGCUCAAUACUAUGAAAUAAGUUAUAUGCAUAGAAAUGUGAUAACACAUGUUGCCUACUCAAAAACUCACUAUUUGAUGACGUGUAGUAAUGAUGGUCAUCUUAAGUUUUGGCGAAAAGCUGAUGGUGUUGGACUAGAGUUUAUCAAACACUACCGAGCACAUUUAGGAGCUAUUCUUGGCUUGUCAGUUAGCUGUGAUGGUGAAUUAGCCUGUACUGUUGGUGAUGAUAAAACUGCCAAGGUUUUUGAUGUUAUUAAUUUUGAUAUGAUCAGUAUGAUGAAAUUAGAUUUUUCACCUAGUGGGUGUUGUUUCAUUUAUACUCCAAAGGAUGAGGUCACUGCAGUUGCAAUAUCCGAUCAGGAUAGUUCUAAAAUUCGAAUAUUCGAUGCACGUAGCAAAGGUGAAUUAUUACAUACAAUUGAAAAAUUACAUGAAGCGCCUAUAGUUUGUUUAGCGUUUAAUCCUGUAUAUGCAUGUGCACUAAGCGCUGAUUCCGACGGUAUGCUGGAAUGUUGGUCUGGUCCAAAGAAUAAUUACAGUUUCCCACAGACACUUAAAUGGGAAUAUAAAUCAGAUACAGAUUUUUAUUGCUUACUAGCUGAAAAAACCUUUGCAUUCAGUGUUGUGUUCUCUCCAUCUGGUGAGAUUUUAGCAGUUCUUGGAGCAGAUAGAAAAAUUCGAUUAUUUCGUUUUUCUACUGGAAAAUUAAUUCGUGUUUAUGAUGAAAGCCUUCAACAAUAUUCUAAUUUACAACAGACUAAACAAUUACUACCUAGUAUGGAAUUCGGUCGCCGUUUGGCGCAGGAAAAAGAACUUGAUCGUUCAGAAUUUAAGCAUAGUUGUAACUUAGUGUUUGACUCUUCUAGUAAUUUUUUAGCCUACGCUACUUUAUUAGGCAUAAAAAUUAUUAAUAUCAUAUCAAAUCGUGUAGUUAGAAAUCUUGGUGGACCAGAGAAUCUGCGUUUUAUUCAACUUGCUUUUAUGCCACCACGUAGUACUUCAAUAUUUUAUGGUUCAACUAACAUUGGUUCUGGGACAUCAUCUUGUGUGCCUAGUUUAGAAAUGCUUGCUAUGGCAAAUGAUUCACUAACCGCGAGUAACAAUAGUGCCACUCCGUGUAAUUCAACAGUAAUGUGUACACCUGUAAUAGUAUGUACUGCAUUCAAGAAAAAUCGUAUCUAUUUAUUUACAAAUCGUGAACCACAUGAUGUAAAGUCUGAUGGUGAUACAGUCACAUCAGGAUCUACUGCCGAACGUGAUGUAUUCAAUGAGAAACCAACUAAAGAAGAAGUAUUAGCUGCAACAAGAGAUUCAGCAACAGCUGCUUCACGAUUAGCUGGUAGCGCUAUUCUACAUACAACUUUAGGUGAUAUACAUAUUCGUUUAUGUCCCAGAGAAUGCCCUAGAACAGUAGAGAAUUUCGUUGGACAUUCAAGAGCUGGCUAUUAUAAUGGUCAUAUAUUUCAUAGAGUUAUUAAAGGUUUCAUGAUUCAAACUGGUUGUCCUUUAGGCACGGGUACCGGUGGAGAAUCUUUAUGGGGUGGUGAAUUCGAAGAUGAAUUUCAUCCUAGUCUAAGACAUGAUCGACCAUACACUGUCAGUAUGGCUAAUGCCGGUCCUAAUACUAAUGGUUCUCAAUUCUUUAUAACUGUUGCUCCAACUCCUUGGUUAGACAAUAAACAUACAGUAUUUGGUCGUGUUGUCAAAGGUAUGGAAGUUGUUCAAAAGAUAUCGAAUAUUAAAACAAAUCCAAAAAAUGAUAAACCAUUAGAAGAUGUAAAUAUUAUUAGUGUAACUGUAAAAGAUUUAGGCGCCGGUAUUUAA
This is a messenger RNA of Schistosoma guineensis, 2049 nucleotides long. The record is from the annotation of a GenBank genome assembly. NCBI's taxonomy places the organism in Eukaryota, Metazoa, Platyhelminthes, Trematoda, Strigeidida, Schistosomatidae.